Molecule: messenger RNA, 967 nt
Organism: Phytomonas sp. EM1
Lineage: Eukaryota; Euglenozoa; Kinetoplastea; Trypanosomatida; Trypanosomatidae
Source: the annotation of a GenBank genome assembly
CUUAUCUUUAAAAUUAUAACAGAAAAAGCAAGCACGCAGGUCAUCAUUUAUUAAUAAACAGGUAAAUUCAGAUGGUAUUAACAGAGCUAACUGAUCCAAAAGGCUCAUCGUCAAAUAUCAGUAACGCGGAUUGUGGAGGGUCCGGGUGCUCUUCGCAUUUAUAUAACUACAUCGUAGAACGCGCUGCACCUAGCAAGCUGUGUCAAAUGCGCCAUGUUCAGCCGAGACCGUACACACCGCUCUACCCCGAUAUCAUUGCCCGUGUCACGCAGUCCAAUGACUACACCUUGCGUCCACCACCAUACGUCGUGCAGCAGACACUGAUGGAAUUUUAUCGUGUCUGUAACGGUCAUUAUGGCAUUCACUGCGAAAUACCCAGCUCGAUGGAGUUGCUUACGAUGCAAGGCUAUCAUUACAACGCUAGUCAGAGCAGUGGUGGAAGUCUACAAGGUGUAGCGGCGGCGUCGUCGUCACCACCCAGUUUAUCGGUAUUCACAAGGGCAAGUACCUCAGCAAUGCCAAACAGGCUAGUAGUCACUGCAAAGGAUGGGAAACGUGAUACAAAUGAUGAAGAAGCGAUCAAGGCAAAUGACUUCACUAAAGUCUUGGAUGAUUACCGAAUUACACAGCUUCGCCGCAAUGCCCAGCACCAAGAUACGUAUAACGGCAGGAGGUUGUGUAUGUACUUCAAUACACGCGAGGGCUGCCGCCGGGGGCCCUAUUGUGAAUUUCUCCAUGUGGAUAAGAAUGGAGCGUUUGCGCAAAGCCGUCGUGUGGAAGGUGAUCCAUAAGUGCAGUAUAGAGCAUCUACUCCUCGAGAUGGUAUUACAAGGAGAAAGAAAUAAUUGUAAAUUUAUAUAAAACGAUUUCUAUUAGGUGGAAUAUGUGCCUGUAAUACGGCACUAUUAGGCCAUUGGUGGAUGUUUCUUUCCGUUGAUCUGGGGCUCCUAUUGUUUCUGAUAUGAAA